AGGAUGUCUUCGAUAGGAAAUGUAACAGCAGGAGAUUCGUUUUACUAUCUGUAACAUUCGUUUGAACGACCUUGACCAGUAAAAAGUCACGGCGGGUUUCACGUAUUGCAAGGAGUUUUCGCAGUUGUGUGUUCGUCCUAGCAGUCUGUAUCUGUAUCAUGGAAUAUUUGGCACCUCUUUCCUCAUCGUUGUUUGUAGUACGAAAUGCCGAACACGUGUGCAUUAACAUGGAGAACAUUCAACGUUUAGUGGGAAUGGUAUGCGAGAAGUAUUGCCCAUUUGAUUUGAAGUCUUGGAUCAAUCAGGAACUAACCCCUAGUGUUGCUGACGAACGAUCAAUUGAAUGGAUAUUUGUGACUUCCUUACUCAAUUUUUCAUUUUGGAGUAAGAGUCAGGAUAGUUUUGAAGUGUUAUAUUGCAACAAAAUUUAUACGGGCUAUUGGGCCCUCUGUGCAGCAGUUAACCGAGCCAUCGAUGAAGGGGUAAACUUGUUAAAUCCUGAAGUAUAUCAAACUGUGACAGAGGAACAAUUGAGACAUAUAUUUCGUUCACAUACAGCUGAGCCUAUACCAUUAUUUGAUGAAAGAUUAAAUGCUCUGAGAUGUGCUGGGAAAACUUUACUUGAGAAAUUCGAUGGGUCAUUUAAAAAUGCUCUGUCCUCGUGUGAAAAUUCUGCGGCAAAGCUUCUAAAGUUAUUGUGUGAUUAUUUCCCUUCUUUCCGCGACUAUAGUAUAUACAAAGGAAAACACGUGUCAUUCUUAAAACGUGCUCAGAUCUUGAUUGGUGAUUUGUGGUACUGUUUUGAGGGCAAAGGGUUGGGGUAUUUCCACGAUAUAGAUGAGAUUACUGCGUUUGCUGAUUACAGAGUUCCACAAGUGUUAUAUUAUUUUGGUGCUAUAGAAUACAGUGAGGAUUUAACAAAAAGGAUACGCAAUGGUAUUUUUUUAUAUAAUUGUGGAUCGUGUUCAUAUUAGUUUUUUAAUCUUUAUCUGCUUUAAAUCUAUUGCAUUUAGACUUAAUUCUUAGUACUUAUUUUUAGACACGUUACGUUGCAUACUUGAUUUUUCAGUCCAGUGUGUUCGAUUGUAAAGCGGUUCACCAACUAAAUUACUGAGACAACGGUAAUCAAGCAAUUACAGUGGUUUUAUUGUUGUCACAAACAAAAACGUUCCUUUUUAAAUUAUUGAACAGAAGUUAUUAAAAUUCAAAUAAAGUCCAUUCAAUGUGUCCUUUAUAUGAGUAAGUCUUUGAAUUCAACCAUUUUCACUACGUUGGAUAUCAAGGUUAAGAAAAUAAAACUUAUUGUCCUGCUCAUGCUUCAUUGUAAAUCGCAUAUUUGAAUGUACAUGGUUAAGAAGAUUCAGGACGUUUGUAACGAUUGCGGUGAACGAAUGUAUUAUCAACAUACUUGACAUACAGAGCUUCCUUGUUAAUUAUCGUUUUGCUUUUCUGUUCCAAGUCGGUCAUUAAUAUAUCUUCCACUAUUGAACCUAAUAGACUCCCCAUAGCGACUGAAUCAUCUUGACGUUAUGAGGUGUUGUUGAAUGGUAAUUGUACAUCUUUUGUAGAUAUUAGUAAAAGCUUUUAUGAAGUCAUUCUUUGUUAGACAAAGGUCAGUGUGUUCAUACAUAUUUUCUAUGGCUUCAAUGAAAUUGCAGUGGAAAAUCAUGUCAUCAAAUGAAAUCAAGCAGUAAAUGUUGGUGACUAGUAUCAGACCCCAUUAAAAUCCCAUAUCUUUUGGCAUCAACUAAACUAAAAUUUGCAAACGCAUUCCGUGUGUUGUUUUUGUCACAUCGAUGUCGUCGAUUAAAUCCUAAUUUCCUCUUAACCGUACAAUUUUCAACUUAUAUUUUGAAAUAUCCUAAAAAACGCAGUAAACAGUUGUUUGAGCUACUUAUAUAUUCUUCAUCUAGGUGAAGAAAUUGCAAAUGGAAGCGAAUUAGAAGUUGAAAUUCGAGCAGCGACAAUACUAGCUGUGCAUAAUAUCGUCAAGUCCUUAAAUAGUAAAAAUAUUAGUUGCAAUUCAAUUGUGGUGGACAAUUUUCUUUGGAAUUAUCGACGUUCUCAUGCUGAUGAAAUUGAUGCCAAAAUUCCAAUGCAUAGGACACGUUGCAUAUACUAUUGAUUAUAUAAAUAUGAUACUCCAUGUAAACACAUGUAAUAGACAUUGCGUUUAAACCGAAAAUAUUGUUUAUAUUUUUGCAAUAAAUUAUUAGGACUUGAGAA
Molecule: messenger RNA, 2226 nt
Organism: Schistosoma bovis
Lineage: Eukaryota; Metazoa; Platyhelminthes; Trematoda; Strigeidida; Schistosomatidae
Source: the annotation of a GenBank genome assembly